Messenger RNA from Solea senegalensis (Senegalese sole), 1902 nucleotides. RefSeq lists its product as uncharacterized. Bases 222 to 1472 code for a protein of 416 amino acids. The record is from RefSeq and is a predicted model, not a curated record. NCBI's taxonomy places the organism in Eukaryota, Metazoa, Chordata, Actinopteri, Pleuronectiformes, Soleidae. The transcript is spliced from 5 exons.
GAGAGAGGGGAGAACUUGCAGAGGAGGGAGCAUCAUCAUGAUGAAGUCGCAGCUCAGCUGCUCUGUCCUGUGCUUGGAUGUAAAUCCUCCUCCGUCAGUGAAGGUGUAGUUGUUGUUGUUGUUGUUGAUGAUGAUGAUGAUGAUGAUGGUGAUGAUGAUGAUGAUGAUGAGAGGGGUCUCAGCUGAUUGAUCGGUGGAGGACUCGGUCAUCAGUUGCCAGCAUGGACGGACUGCAGGCGGAAAACAGCGGAGACACCGCGGAGGAAAAGUAUCGCGCUCUCGCCUGUGACACGGCUCUCAGCACUCUGCUGGCCGUGGUCGUGUACGUGCUGGUCAAAGUGAGUCUGGACGGCAUCAGACAGUGGCGGGCCAGGAUCUCGGUGCUCAUCGUGGGCUCGGGUCCCGUGGGUCUGACGGCGGCGCUGGUAGCUGUCCGCUCCGGGAAGGUGCUGAAACUGACCGUGCUGGAUGAGCGGUACCGGAGCGCGCUGCUCUGCCGGCCCCAGCAGAUCGCUCUGGAUCCACGCAGCGUGAAGUUCCUGCUGGGACUCGGCGUGGACUUUGACAACAUGGAGGGCUGCUGGCACAACGACCACUUCUUCACCAGGAUCGGCGUGUUUCAGGAAUAUCUGCUGAGCAUCCUGGAGCAGAAGCGACAGCAGGUGGACGUGAAGGUGCAGCUGGGAACAAAGUUCACUGAAGAAUACCUGCGUCGCAUCCCCCGCAAGGAAUGGCCAAGUGUGAUCGUGGUGGCUGAUGGGUCGUGUGGUGACUCCUGCUCAGUGCUGGGCAUCAGCUCUGACUACACGGUGGAGUCCUGCCACGCCUAUGGAGCUAACGCAACUAUAGAGAGACUAGACCAGAGACAGGUUCCCACUCCUGAGAUCCGAGCCCACAGCCUCUACUUUGACCUGUCCGCCUACGGUGUGGAGGCUUUCCGAGAGCAUCGAAACCCGACGUCCAAACCCGGCUUUCACUUGAAGAUCUACGGCACCUUCAGAAACCGCUACAUGGCCCUCGUCUGCCCGACCUCCGACACCAAGAUGGUUCGCUUCCUCAGGCACACAGCAAACUCCUCUAUCAUGAAGAACAUUUUCCACCAGUCCUUUAACGCCUAUAAGACGGACAUCGAGCCUCGCCUCAGCGACGUCACGUGCCACCACAUGCAGUGCAGCCGCCGGCUCUUUGAGAUUCAGCUGUCGCACAGACGCAUCAGCGCUGCUUACAUCGAAGGGGACAACGUGGCGGUGACUGUGGAGGGAGAAGCAGCACGUGUCCUCAACUUUGACACAGGUUUUGGGGUGAAUCUAGGUAUGCGUGGUCUGGAGUCAAUGGGAUCUUUCAUUUACAGAACAGCCACUGCUGUGGACCAGAACGAUAUUUUAGAGGCACUGUCGGCUAAGAUGCAGCACUCCAGACAUGUGGCUGAGGCCUUCAGGCAGACCGGCCUGGCUGAAUCUAUGUAUGAAUGAAAUAGAAGACCGUCCUGCUGAGUGCAUGUGUUGGUGGAUAAGCUGUGUUUACAAUGAAUCAUGAGUGUGCUGCUGAAAUGGACCACUAACGGUUAUGAGCUGUAGGAGUAUAUGUUGUAAACAGAUGAAUAAUGGACAUGAACAUGUGUCCAUAUGUCUCUGUGAGAUUCAGCAAGAGCUACUCGAGAACCGCUCGUUUACUUCAAGACAAGACCAAGAUUAUAGGCAUCAAGACGGAGUCAAGACCUAGACCAGUGCACCAUGAGUCUAUAUCAAAAUCUUUGUCUCCCUUGUGUAAAAUUCAGCAGUAUUAUUUGCCCUUAAACGCUGGGGUUUGCUCUAAAAUUGUGUAUGGAGGGGAGGAGCUCUGUGCGUCUCUGUUUAUCAGUGUUUGUACAGAAUGUUAAUGUAAACUAUUGCUCAACAAACA